CCUGUCAUGGCCGAGGGUUUCAAAUUAUACCAUUACAACCCGUCUGCUAGUGCUGCCGUCACCUUUGCAGCACUCUUUGGGCUCACUGCCGUUGCACAUAUGUGGCAAUUAGGUCGGAACCGAACCUGGUACUUCAUACCAUUUGUCAUCGGUUGUUUAUUUGAGGCAUUCGGCUACUUGGCAAGGUACGCCAGCGCAGAGGAAGCCCCGGAUUUCACCACAAAACCAUAUAUUGCACAAAGCUUGAUGCUCCUGCUAGCACCUGCAUUCUUUGCGGCUUCUAUAUACAUGAUUCUUGGUCGCAUCAUUCGUCUGCUGAACGCAGACUCGUGUUCCCUAGUCAGGCCAUCGUGGUUGACUAAGAUAUUUGUGACGGGUGAUGUGCUAUCAUUUUUCAUCCAGAGUGGAGGAGGUGGCUUGCUUGCUACAGCGAAGGACGAGUCGAAAGUAUCACUUGGAAACAACAUGAUUGUUGCUGGACUUUUCGUUCAAAUUCUAUUCUUCGGCUUCUUCAUUAGCAUUUCCUUUGUUUUUCACCGACGCGUACUAGCUACACCUUCGCAUGCUGUGGGCGACACUCAAAUUCCCUGGGCCCGCUAUAUGAAGGUCCUGUAUGUUGCCAGUAUCUUGGUCAUGGUUCGAUCAAUCUACAGAGUGGCAGAAUAUGUCCAGGGCAGCGGCGGAUUUCUACAAAGUAAGGAGGUAUUCAUAUAUGUAUUUGAUGCGGUGUUGAUGUUCAUUUGCUGUCUUGUUUUCAAUUUCUUCCAUCCGAGCAAGAUUCUCUCAGGCUAUCAGAAAGCUCAGGAAGACCAGGAUCAUGAAUUGUUGAACCAUGGUGAACAUACCGGAUAUACAGGGGCCAGGUACAAUUGA
Messenger RNA from Penicillium vulpinum, 873 nucleotides. RefSeq names its product RTA1 domain-containing protein. The transcript is spliced from 3 exons. The annotation marks the transcript as partial. NCBI's taxonomy places the organism in Eukaryota, Fungi, Ascomycota, Eurotiomycetes, Eurotiales, Aspergillaceae. Gene Ontology annotation, cellular component: membrane. The record is from RefSeq and is a predicted model, not a curated record.